Molecule: messenger RNA, 1488 nt
Organism: Pichia kudriavzevii
Lineage: Eukaryota; Fungi; Ascomycota; Pichiomycetes; Pichiales; Pichiaceae
Exons: 1
Coding region: 1-1488 (495 amino acids)
Biological process (GO): regulation of transcription by RNA polymerase II
Cellular component (GO): nucleus
Source: RefSeq, a predicted model, not a curated record
AUGAAAGGAGCCUCUAUUAUAGAUGUGAGUGGGGGUGAGAGUGACGAAAAAUGUAUAGAUGUCCCAAUUCAGAAUUUGGAACGCGUUUCGAAGGAAUCUACAACAAAAUCAAAAUCACAAGAUACCAGUUCACAUAAUGAACACUCUCCUAACAUCACACGUGCAGGACGUUCCACUGAGAAGAAAACUGCAGGUGUUCGAGCCAGAUCUUCAUCUGGCUCGUACAGUGUUCGGUCUGUUUCGCCACGUCCCAAGAAUCACAUUUGCGACUUUCCCGGAUGUACUAAGGCGUAUUCCAGACCGUCUCUACUUGAACAACACAUGAGGAGUCACUAUGGGUACAGGCCAUUCAAGUGUGAGUUUGAAGGAUGCAACGAUUCUUUUACAAGAAAAGACCACUUGGCGAGACAUAUGCUCAAGCACACCGAAGAGAAGGAUAAACCAUUUCACUGCACGGUUUGUGGCAAAGGAGUCAAUUCAAUGCAGCAUUUGAAAAGACACGAAAAAACCCACUUUAAGUCUUUCCAUUGUACAUUUGAAGGAUGCAAUGAAUCUUUCCACAAACAUCAAUCAUUGAAGGCGCAUAUAAGAUCAGUUCAUGAACAAAAUUCAUCGAACAAAUGUGAAAUUUGUGGUAAGCAGUUUAGUAGGCCUGGUAGGUUGGCUGAUCAUAUGGACAAACAUCAUUCGGACUCUUCCAAACUAAUCUGCGAUUUUCCUAAUUGUUACAAAACGUUUCGAAUGUGGUCAGCCUUACAGUUGCAUAUAAAAACAGAGCAUCCUAAAUUGGAAUGUGACAUCUGUGGGAAGAAAUGUAUUGGAUCCUCAGGUUUGGCCAACCAUAUGAAGAUGCAUGUCGAUGACAGCCUUAUAAAGCUUUGGAAUUGCAUGGAAUGUGGCGAGAAAUUUCAUAAGAAGGAACACGCUGUGAGACAUUAUGCAGAGAAGCAUCCGUUGAUAGAACUACCAGAGGCGUUAAGAUAUGAACCCAGGUUGGAGGUUAAGACGAAACAUAAACAAUCUGUACAAGAAAUUGAAUAUUUUAUGAAGAAAAAGGAAGAGGAGAAAAAGGCCAAAAGGAGAAGGAUUGAGCCGGAUGAUGAGCAUAAUACUGAUGUUGCUAACGAUUGUGAUUAUGAUACCAAUGGAAAGUGUGUCAAGGGAAGCCACGUUAACAAAGAAGAUCUCAAAAAAGAAAACACCUUUAAUCUUUCAGACUGCGGGAUGUUUGUAGCAAAACCGACUAUCAAUAACUUCAAAAAGCAUCAGAAAAACAAAGCCAACACAUCUUUUGAUGUACUGGAUCUUCUCGUUGAUAAUGUAGAUCAGCGUCUCAGUUGCCCAUAUUCUAACUGCCACAGACUUUUUAGAAAACAAUACGAUCUUGAUAGGCAUCUGGCAUGGCAUCAACGUCAAGAUAAACUUUUGGAUCAAAAGGUUGAAUUGGUUCUUACAGAAAUAGAGCAGGCAGAGCACAACGCCGAUUGA